Pantherophis guttatus is the source of this 2728-nucleotide messenger RNA. RefSeq lists its product as uncharacterized. Lineage: Eukaryota; Metazoa; Chordata; Lepidosauria; Squamata; Colubridae. Gene Ontology annotation, molecular function: protein binding; GTP binding. The record is from RefSeq and is a predicted model, not a curated record.
AUGUUAUGGAAAAUGAACACUGAGAGCAUGAAGGAUUUCUUUGACUCAUUAAAGUUGCUGGAAACCAAAAAUUUAACCUUGACCAUGGAGUUCUUGAAGAAACAUCAGGAACUGGAAGCUGCUCUUAGAAGACCUCCCCCUCCUAUGGUUGAGCAAUUGCACCCAAAUAGUUUCCAGGUCAGUAUUGAUCUGGUAGCCAUCGGGAAGGCUUCGGUCUCCAGCUACCAGGUGGAAUAUCGGAUUGCAGGAGACAAUUGGAAAAGUCUCAGUACUGAAGGCUCUAAGGAUCAAUUCACCCUGGAAGAUGUCCACCUAAAUCUUCAGUACCAAUUCCGAUGUGCAGCUGUGACUCCGGGAGGGCUCAGUCAGUGGAGUGAGGCGAUCACUUGCAUCUGUCCUACGGGGAGGCCUGCUGAGAAAUCCCGGCUUUUGUGCUGUGCGACUGGUCUGGAAAUGUCUGGAAGCAUCCAAGGGCCUGAACGGAGGAUCGUCCUGGUGGGGGAACGCAGAAGUGGGAAAAGUACGACAGGAAACACAAUCCUGGGAAGGGAAGUCUUUCAGUCUGGGAGCUCAUUUCAGUCAGUAACAGAAGUAUGCCAAAAGGAGAAGGCGCAGCUGAAGGGCAGGAAGAUUGUGGUUGUUGAUACCCCUGACUUUUCCUCUUCCCAUCGUCCAGACAAGGCUAUUGCUGCAGAAGUGAGCAAGUGCAUGAAGUUUUGCUCUCCAGGUCCCCACGUCAUUCUGCACGUGAUGCAUCCUUUCUGUUCCUUCCAUCAGGAGACGAACGUGGUUCAGCAGAUCAAAGAGGUUUUUGGCCUUAAAGCCAAGGAUUACACAAUCCUCUUGUGCACCCACAAAGAUUACCUGGAAGGUCAAUCUCUACAAAAGUUUAUGUAUUCCAAAGUUGAAAAUAUGAAGAAAUACGUUGCUGAAUGUGGAAACCGGAUGUUGGCUUUCAACAACGAGGCCAAAGGAGCUGAACGAGAGGCUCAGGUGGCUGAACUGAUGACCAUGAUUGAUGACCUAGUGUACAAGAACACCUGUGCUCCUUGUUACACAGAAGACAUGAUGAACAUCAACAAAAGACCCAACUUCUGAUUGUUUCCAUCAGAGACCAGGAAGUCUCUCUGAUUGAGCCUCUCCUCCCAAAAGUCCCUUCAAGCUUCCAAAGGAGAUUUUGCUGUUGCAACUAUCACAGCUUCUCCGCUUCCAACCAAUUAUGGGGGAGGGAAGAGGGAGAGAGAACUUACCGUAUUUUUCAGAGUAUAAACAUUGUAUAAACAUUCAGGGAAACAUUGUAACGUAUAAAGAUAUUUUAAAUGAGAAAGGGGAACUUGAAACUAAACAGGAAUUGCCAAAUCAAGGGGUGAACCUCGCACGGUGGCCACACUUGCAAAUACAGUCAAGAUGCGAAAAAGAUGUAGAGAAAUACGGUUUCUAUAAAGAGCCAACAAUACUUGAUCAGAUACUAUUAGGUGUGGAUGAAAAAUUAAGAAAGAAAAUAUAGCUAUUUAUUAACAUGAACAAGUGAAAGAAAUAAUGAUCACGUGGGCAAAAACUUUUCGGUUUACUUUAAAAUUAUAUCAAUGGCAAAAACUUUGGGAUAGAAAGUAUAAAUUGACAAUGGCAACUAUGUAGAAGGAAAACCUGUAUAAAAUGUUCUAUAGGUGACAUUUCCCACCGGCAAGGCUAGCAAAGAUGUUUAAAAAUACGUCCACCAAAUGUUGGAAAUGCAACCAGAUACCCCGUUCGUAUUUCCAGAUGUGGUGAACCUGCCCAAAGUCAAAAAGAAAAAAAUUGGACGAAAAUACAUUCAGGGCUAGAAAAAAUUAAAAAGCAACAUAUAGACUUCAAGUCAGAAAUAUUCUUGUUAGGCAUUUUGCCAGAAAAAUAUAAUAAAGGGAAUAUAUAUCUGAUGCUGCAUGUUUUGACGGCAGCGAGAAUUGUGUUUGCCCAACAUUGGAAAAAUGAGGAAACUCCUUCAGAUGAUAAUAUAAUGAAGAAAAUAUUAAGAUUGUGCAGAAAUGGAUAGAUUAACAUUAAAGAUAAAGGAUAAAGAAGAUACAGAAUAUUUUUUAACUUGGGAUUUGUUUUAUCAAUGGUUAGAUAAUAAAAGUAGAAAUUAGAAGUUGGAAGAAUACUAUUAGAUACAGGCAAACAGUAUUAUUAUUACUAUUAUUAUGUAUAUGUAAAAUGACCCAGAGAAUACACUGUUUAUUAAAUACCUACAUAUGUUAAAGAAAAUGAAUGAAUGAAUGAAUGAAGAUGCCAGCCGUGAGAACCAAGGACACUUCAGCAGGUGUUUAACAGACUGUCUCAGAUCAAUAACGGGAGACUCCAUUGGACAAUGGGAGCUGGUCCAAUAGGGGGAGGGAGAACCCGAACUUCAACUUUGUGGCUCUGGGUGGGAAUUAGCUAGAUCUGGUUUUGCCCUCAACUUUUGCAUUAAGAGAUUGAAUCAUCUCGACCGUGCUUGCUUUGAUUGGUCAGUCAGAACGUUGAGCCCUUCUGUUCUGUGUUCCAAUUCAGCCCUCACCACGUGACCUCUGAAGAACCCAAGUCUGAGAUUGGUGGCCGACUCUCCCUGAGCCAAUUCCCCAACUCAACUGGGCCACGCAAGAGAGCAAAGCCCCAUACGUGCAUGCAUAGGAUCUAGGCACCAUGUGAAACUACCCCCCUCUUUUUCACCCUGAGAUUGUCUUAGUAAAUUUCCUCCGUUCUUACAAAA